AUGCACCGCGAGCGCGAUCACGCGCGCCGCCUGCGCCAAGCCGUCCGGACGCCCAGGCUGGGAGGAGGUGAAAUGGCAGCCUCUUCCUCAUCCUCUUCAGCUGGUGGAGUCAGCGGCAGCUCCGUAACUGGAUCGGGGUUCAGCGUUUCGGACCUGGCACCGCCCCGAAAAGCUCUUUUCACUUACCCCAAAGGAGCUGGGGAGAUGCUGGAAGAUGGCUCCGAAAGAUUCCUGUGUGAAUCCGUCUUCAGCUAUCAGGUUGCGUCUACAUUAAAGCAAGUGAAGCACGAUCAACAAGUCGCACGGAUGGAAAAACUAGCUGGGCUGGUGGAAGAGCUGGAGGCAGAUGAGUGGAGGUACAAGCCAAUAGAGCAGCUCCUGGGAUUCACUCCCUCCUCAGGCUGAAUGUGGCUGGAUGGCUGCUGUCGGGGAGCAGAAGAAAAACAUUCUCUGGCCUGGCUUCAAAACACACCCCCGCUUAUCAGGAUGCUGACAGCUGCAGCGGCACGACUGGGCUUUGGGUUAACUUGGGAGUGGGGAUCCCCAAUAAAGCUGCCAGGAAAUGCAGACGAUGGGAUUCUUUAGGCCCCUGCCACAGUGCAGGCUGGCAGGGCUCCAUUUCUGUAACUUAGGAGAUAGCUUGGAGACUCACCGGAGGAGGGAAGAUGUACAGUGUGGUGGUGGGGAAAAGCCACCUGGUAAGUCUCUCGGCCUGUCCUGGGUGAUUGGUGCAAUGGGAAGCCCAUGUCGUUGCCUCUCAAGCUAGACCUCUGUAGAGCAGAGGUGCAACACCCUGCCAGAAAUGCUCUUCAGCUCUGGCUGCUAUUUUGGGGGUGAACAGGAUGAGAACUGUCCUCUGGGUCAGUUGAGAGGGGGCAUGUGGGGGCUUUCCUAGUGGCACCUUUCGUAUCAUGGGAGUUGUUCUCUCUCCACUGCCAUUUCUGUUGUCCCUGCACAGCAAGUGCUGGUAGGACACUGCUCUCUUUUUUUU
This is a messenger RNA of Indicator indicator, 991 nucleotides long. It is a transcript of the gene ANAPC16, whose product is annotated as anaphase promoting complex subunit 16. NCBI's taxonomy places the organism in Eukaryota, Metazoa, Chordata, Aves, Piciformes, Indicatoridae. The coding region runs from base 1 to 405 and encodes 134 amino acids. The transcript is spliced from 4 exons. Gene Ontology annotation, cellular component: kinetochore; anaphase-promoting complex; cytosol. Gene Ontology annotation, biological process: protein ubiquitination. The record is from RefSeq and is a predicted model, not a curated record.